GCUCAUAGGCAGAGGCGCCGGUGGCUACGUCAAUCUCCUCUCGCAUUCACCAGUGAACACCCCGUGUCCCGGUUACAGGUACCGUGAAUCCCGCGAACCCCUUUUGGAUGAAGUGGCGCCGCUGGUGGCGACCACGCCGCCAGCGCCUUCCUGCGACGUCGAGGGGAGAACCGACGUCCUCUGCCCGGUGCAAAUACACGUGCACGAUCCACCGAUACGCGAACGACGAAAACAGGCGAACGAACAGGACGACGCAGCAGAACACGGGCAAAAACGGGGCGAGGAUCGUACGAGAAAUUGGAUCGAUUUGGACGAGAACGUAUUGGACGGUUACAUACUGAUGGACGAUUCCUGCCUGGAGUCCGGUGUCGUCGUGCCCGAGGAAACGCAGGAAAUUCCUUACCCGGAGGGUGCGACGGAAGUCGACGACGAGAACGACGACGCCGACAGCCACGGUAAAGACGAAUCUUCCAUUUACAGCAGAGCGAGAGUGAUCUCGCGAAGACUUCGGGAGGACUUCGAUCUUAGUACCACCUAUCCGAUGGCCAAUAGCCACGGCAACGCGUACAAAGAAUCGAGCAGUCACACUAGGUACAGCGAGUUGUACUCGGAGCUGGCUGUCAGGAACUAUCUGGAGAUCAAUCGGGAGGAAAUGGCUAGUUACUCCGUGGCCAAUAGCCACGGUGAUCACAGCGUGUCGUCGGAGAACAGGGAGCGAGGUAUCAGAGAGAACGCGGAGGCCGAUCAGCUGGGUUGGGACAUCAAACAGCAGAUAAAUUACGAGGUGGCCAAUAGUCACAGUAACUACAGAGUGUUUUACGACAGUCAGACGCAACAAAGGGAACUGCUGCAGACGGCAUGCUGGCCGAUCGAGACUUGGAGGGAGCACUUGAACGCGAGUAAUCGCCUGUUGGAGGAUCAGAAGCAGAAAUCGGCGAAUGUCGGGCACGCCGGUGACGACGAACCGGCCAGGAACGAUCGUUCCGAGGAAAAGAGCGACCUAAACUCUGAGCCAGCCUGCGACAUCGAACAGUGUCUCGUGCAGAUAGAGGAGAGCCUCCUGAAUAUCGAGCAGAAUUUGCUUCACGUGCAGGACCUCGACAUACCGGAAUUGAGAAACCUUUUGUACAAAAGUCCGAGCAUCGAGAAGAGUCUUUACGAGGUCCAGGACCUUCUGUACGCUGAUGGUAUCGUUCCUGUGAUAAACAAAAGGAAACCUUCGACCCUGAGAUUCGACGACGAGGACGAGGAAGAGGACGACGAUGAAGAAGAAGAGGAGGAAGAGGAGGAGGAGGAAGAGGAAGAGGAGAAAGUUUGGAUAAGUCAGAACAUAACGGUGAAAGACAACGACAACGAAGACGACGACGCUGGUGCUGGCGCGUUCGACGCUUCCAACGAAGAGUCAUCCGACACGACCAACGUGGAAGAGAACAACCAAUCAGGAUCGGCGGACGAUCGUUCCAACACUGACUGCGUAGACGGUUCGACCGUUUUCCGCGAGGAAGCUGUCGAUCCGAAUUGCAACGAGAAAGCCAUGAACUUUAUUCCCAAUAGUCUGAACAAAACUUUGCCGAGAAGAAUCGUUCUCGAGGAGACCAAGGAGAACAUCAGACUGAGCUUGUCAGAGCCCGUAGAGCCAACGACCAUCGACUACAAUCUGAACACCACGUGCGCUGAAAAGAAGCUGUUCUGCCGCAACAAGUGUCACAGCAGGACGAACUCCUUGGACGAGAAUUCGACGUUCUCGAACUUGGACUCUGCCGACAAACGCGAGACUGGCAAGAGCUCGCUGCAGAAUCUGCUGUUCGAGUCGGCGAACGGGAACUUUCCGGAUCUGAGCGGGAAAGCGAGGUCGGAGGAAAUGCUGCAAACACCGCGGAACAAGUCCCUGAGGAAUAAGAAACGAUCGACCAUUAACGAGAUUUCAUCGAAUCGGUGCGGUUUCACCGUGUCGGGCACCGCGAACGAGCAAAAGAGACCGAAAGUUUCGAAAGAGGUUGCGUCGCGUGCGCGCGAGAGAUCACCGAACCGAACGAGGCGCGGCGCAGCGUCCGCGGAGAAGGUCCAGGAAAAGGAGAAAGAGUCCGGCGGUAAAAGUUCCGACAAGAGGAAGAGGAAGAAGAUAUCGAGCAGAAGUCAAAGUUCCUCGGAGAACGCGUUAGUGCCUAGCAAACUGAUCUCUCUUUCACUGUCUCUUCUCCUCGCGGCUCUGUUGCAAGCAGUCAGAUGUCUGACGGACCUGGUCGAAGACGCGUUCAGGUCGGUCAGCUACGACAGAAGCGGCCUACUGCAAUAACGCUAUUCGCGAACGGUUCUCGUCCGGCACGAGGAACCUUUCGUAGAACCUAGUAGCACCCACCGAGAUGUCGCGUAAGAAUGGGAUCGUUAAACGGCACUAACUAACACUUAUUUUUUUCCGUCGCAUUCCAGUUCGAAACGUAUUUGGUUCCGAAACGUGACGCUCCCCAUCCAAGACCAGAUUCCCGUCGAGACAAAACCGUGCUACCGUUUUAGCGAAACCGAGCGAUCCGUUUUUUUUAUCAAUGUCGUAGAAACACGUAGGACUGCAUCGGUCUAACUCUAGACUCUUUAGCCUUCUGAAUGUGAUUAGCCGUUGCACUACCGCCGUCAAUCCGUCGUUAACGUACGAUCCGAUUCGGAUCGUCCAACGUAGACAUAUAGCGAUAGCCGAAUAACAUAGCGGGACGUUCGUUCCACUUUAUCGAUCAGCAUCAGAAUUCGUUGGCAAGACGAAACGUCGAUAACCGAGAAAUACUGAUCGAAUACCGAUAUCUGUGUUACUUAUUACUGGAUCUGUAUUAACUGAAACUUCCAACGUUUAUCAUAAGUGUUUCCUGUCUACAGUCUUCUAAUUGUCGAUGAUAAAAGAGCAACCGUCGUGACCGAUC
Molecule: messenger RNA, 2909 nt
Organism: Frieseomelitta varia
Lineage: Eukaryota; Metazoa; Arthropoda; Insecta; Hymenoptera; Apidae
Exons: 2
Coding region: 341-2296 (651 amino acids)
Source: RefSeq, a predicted model, not a curated record